This is a messenger RNA of Rubroshorea leprosula, 1260 nucleotides long. NCBI's taxonomy places the organism in Eukaryota, Viridiplantae, Streptophyta, Magnoliopsida, Malvales, Dipterocarpaceae. The record is from the annotation of a GenBank genome assembly.
GCUGUACCGGUUUCACAAACCAUGUCAAACUGGAUGGCUCAUAUGGGCAGUACUCACUCCCCUACUAGCUACAAUUCUAGCCUUCACUUCUCACAUUGUCAGUGGCAGGAGGAAUGGAGGGAUAUCCGUACGAUUCAUCCAUCCCUACACCAACGACGGUGGUGGAGGAGAAAAAGUGCUCCGGUACGCCGUUAAAGGCAUCCAAGAAGAGUCCCCUGAUCUCCAAUGCGUUGUCUACACUGGCAAUCACGAUGCCUCUGUUAAAUUAGUAAAGUGAAGAAUUUAGCAUGUAGCUACCGCAGAGGUUUGAAUCCUGGCCAUUUGAGGUUUUGAAGUUAGUGGUUGCCAACUUGGCUAAGUUCUCUUUGGUUUUAUUCAAUAACUGUUUAAGAAAUCUUGAUUUUAGUUUGUGUUGGGGAUUUGGCUGAUGGCUGCAACUGGUUGAUAUUGGUUAAGUUUGGCAUUAGAGCAAUUUAAUGGUUUAGCCCUUGGAUAUCCCAGUGCAAAAUCAUCUAUUAUAAAACAUACAGUUGGAUGUUGGGAUCUUGUGCACACUUUGUAAUGGUUAAUUCUUCAUGGACUCAGUCCCACAUCAAAAAGCUUUGGCGAAUCCCUAACUGUACUAAGCAAGUCUAUCCUCCCUGUGAUACUUCAGCGCUUCAGGUGCUUCCUUUGGAAAGACUGGUUGGAAGGCCAAAGAUUAUGUCUGUUGCUCAAUUUCGUCCUGAGAAGGCACAUAGCCUUCAACUUGGGGAAAGAUUGCUGAAUUUGAAAAACAAAGCAGCAAUACUGAAAAAUAGAUGGGGAUGUCGAAUUCCACAAGAAUUCAAGGGACUUUGGUAAGACUUUCGGGAAGCACUGUUGCUGGAAUCCAUUCAAUGGUAGACAAGCACUUAGGUGUAGUUACUGUAGAAUACAUGGCUGCUGGAGCCAUCCUAAUCGGUUGGCAUUCCAAGUUUCCAACUUCCAGGGUAUCUUUCCUUUGAAGAUCGAAGGACCAACAUUGGACAUUGUUUUGGACAAUGGCAGACAACAAACUGGGUUUCUAGCUCGGAGCCUGGAAGAAUAUGCAGAAGCAAUCCUGCAUGCAGUAAGAACGCCUGAAUCUGAGAGGCUCGGGAUGGCUGCAGCUGCAAGAAAACGUGCUGGCAGAUUUUCGAGCAAAGAUUUUAUGAUGAUUUCAUAGCUGCAAUUAGACCAAUUUUAUGCAGUGAAAUUGUAACAACAGAAAAGCAGCCAUAUAGAGCAUAGUAGUGUUUA